This is a messenger RNA of Tilletiopsis washingtonensis, 1140 nucleotides long. RefSeq names its product S-adenosyl-L-methionine-dependent methyltransferase. Gene Ontology annotation, molecular function: tRNA binding. The transcript has 6 exons. Gene Ontology annotation, biological process: tRNA wobble uridine modification. Bases 10 to 1083 code for a protein of 357 amino acids. The record is from RefSeq and is a predicted model, not a curated record. Lineage: Eukaryota; Fungi; Basidiomycota; Exobasidiomycetes; Entylomatales. Gene Ontology annotation, cellular component: nucleus; cytoplasm.
CGAUCAAGCAUGGCAGUGCCGCAACAAGGCGAGCCCACAGAGGCAGAGGCCGCCGGCAUCAGCAAGCGGCAGGCAAAGCGACUGGCAAAGGCGGCUGCAGCAGCUGGCUCAGGCGCCAGCAGCAGCAGCGCGGCCGGCGGGCCGAGCAGCGGCAGUGCAAGCACUAAGGUCAAGUCGACACCGACGCCGGCGCCGGCGCCCGAUGCCGAGUGGGAUGCUGCAGCAUUUGAGGCGUCGUCGGUACAUGCCGUCUACGACGCCAUCGCGCCGCACUUCAGCUCGACGCGGCAUAGCCCAUGGCCGCUGAUUCCGCGCUUUCUCGCCGGCAUGCCGCCCGGCGCGCUGGGUGCUGAUGUCGGCUGCGGCAACGGCAAGUACAUGCGCACACGUGGCGAUGCAGCGCUGCUGGGCGUAGACCGUAGCGAGCCGCUCGUGCGCUUGGCGCGCGACAAUCAUGAACCGGCGGCGCCGCGCAACGGCGUGGCGGUCGGCGAUGCUCUCGCCUCGGGCCUGAGGCAUGGUGCCUUCGACUACGCCAUCAGCAUCGCGACGAUCCAUCAUCUGAGCACGCCUGCGCGGCGAGCCGAGUCGGUUAGGGAGCUCGUCCGGCUGGUGCGACCGCUGCCACAGGGACAUGUAGCUAGUGACGCAGAAGCACUGGGUGCGCCGGGCCGCUUCCUGAUCUUCGUGUGGGCGCUCGAGCAGCGGGGCCAAGAGCGGCGGCGCUUCGACGAGCAAGGGCGCGAAGAGGCUUCCACGGCGUCCAAAGCCGCAGAUUCGGCGCCUGCAGAAGACGACAUGCAGUGGCGCAAGGAUCAAGACUUGCUCGUGCCGUGGGUCAUGCAGCAGCCGUCGCAGCCGCCAGCUGCAACAGACGAAGGCAAAGGGCGCAAUCCGCCGGACCGCACCGACGAUGCGCCGGUCUAUCAGCGCUAUUACCACGUGUUCCGGGAAGGCGAGCUCGAGGCGCUCGUCGACGACGCCGCUCAGACCAUGCCUGCCGUCGAGGUGCAACGCCACGCCUCAGGCUGGGAGCGCGGCAACUGGUGGGGCGUGUGGGACGUGCGUGAAGCAGCACGGUGAAUGAUGGUAUUGGUGUCAGAAGGGAGAGUGGCGGGCGGCGUGUGCCCUGCAAUAGUG